Arctia plantaginis is the source of this 249-nucleotide messenger RNA. Lineage: Eukaryota; Metazoa; Arthropoda; Insecta; Lepidoptera; Erebidae. The record is from the annotation of a GenBank genome assembly.
AUGGAUGGAUUAGUGACACGUGAAUUAGAAGACGACCAGUUGUUAUCUAAUGCAAAGACAUCAGGAGUCAAAUGUGAUAUUAUAAUAAAUGAAUGCAAGGUGUUCCUAGAAGCUGAAGAUGGAGGUGGUGAUGUACAAUUUAAUACAACUGCCACUAUGAUUCAAGAUAAUCAAGACAAUAAUAAUAUCCGGUACUUUUCUAACACUUGGUAUACUUUGAAUAGACAGAUAGAUAGAUAUUUUCACUGA